AUGCGACGUGCGGCUCUUCAGGCUUUCCGUACUGCUCGCCGUGCACCAGUAUGGAAAGUCACUACUAGGAAACCGUCUUCAGUGUCGUUCUCAAGCACUCGGCCAUUCGGCCUUCGCCCGUCGUCCGCCGGUCACUAUCCGCCCUUUAUUUCUGCACCGCUGCAGUCCUCGAUGCAUUUGCGCAGGUUAUCCAUUGCAGUGAUAUCCACCGUGGUUGCUUCUGGAGCCUGGUACGCUUAUCAGGGCAACACGUCGGCACCCACCCCAGUGGCAGGUCUUAACGCCACAUCUCCAUCGCAGCUACGCUCGAUCGCGACGUCCGGUGCACAUGCUGAGGGCUCCUCCGAACCAACCCGCCGAGCUCUUCUGGUAGAUAAUGAUCAGUUCUACACCGCCACCCUCUCAGGAGAACAGCCUCUUUUCAAGCAGACCGACGAUUCCGACCGACGAGUGCUCGAGAUGCUGACGCCGGAGCAAGCCACCCAGAAGUUGAGGAAGAACGAGGAGUCGUACCUGGUGAACCGGGGCAAGGGAGUUGUCCGUUACGACGUGGUCCAGGUCCCCAGCAAUUCCCCCAUUGAGGAUGACCAUGCUGAAAAGAUUGUUGAGGUGCCUUCGACUGUCGCGGCGGUCAAGGAAGGUGAAGCCAACAGUGAUUGGAUGUUUUGGGCGAUAUUUGAUGGGCAUUCUGGCUGGACAACCUCAGCGAAGCUACGCAACGUUCUGAUCUCCUACGUAGCCCGGGAAUUGAAUUCGACCUAUAAAGCUGCUGCCACCGAUCCUUCCAUUCUCUCCCCUACCUCCAGCGCCGUGGACGCCGCCAUCAAGCAAGGCUUCGUUCGCCUCGACAACGAUAUCGUGUACGACAGUGUCAACAAGGUGCUCAAGUCCAACUCGCGGCGAAUGGCGGCUGAGACGCUUGCCCCCGCUUUGUCUGGUUCCUGUGCCCUUCUUGCUUUUUACGAUUCACAAUCACAGGACUUGAAGGUGGCCUGUGCCGGUGACUCCAGAGCUGUCUUGGGCCGUCGUGGUCCAAACGGAAAGUGGGCGGCAACAGCGCUCUCUGAAGAUCAGACCGGCGGCACGCCCUCUGAGAUGAAACGUCUACGAGAAGAGCAUCCUGGCGAACCCAACGUGGUACGGAACGGACGAAUUCUGGGCCAGCUUGAGCCUAGCCGUUCUUUCGGUGAUGCAUUCUACAAAUGGAGCAGAGAGACGCAGGAAAAGAUCAAGCGACAGUUCUUUGGACGGACCCCUCACCGGCUUCUGAAGACGCCUCCGUAUGUCACUGCCGAACCCAUCAUCACGACCACCAAAGUCGAGCCCAGCAAAGGUGAUUUCGUCGUUAUUGCUACCGACGGUCUCUGGGAGAUGCUGAGCAACGAGGAGGUGGUUGGACUGGUCGGACAGUGGAUUGAACAACAGAAGCUUGGCGCUAUGGACGGAACCAACAAGGGCUGGCUACAGGGCUGGCUGGGAUUUGAGAACAAGCAGCUGCCCGUGGAAUCAUUGAAGGAGACGGGGACGGAAGGCCAACGUCGCCCUAUUCGUCAGCAACAGUACGAUAUCUCAGGUGCCGCUAGUCGUUUCACCGUGGAAGACAAGAAUGCUGCCACUCAUCUCGUCCGCAACGCUAUGGGCGGCAAGGAUAGGGACAUGGUUUGCGCUCUCUUGACCCUUCCGAGCCCAUAUUCUCGAAGAUAUCGGGAUGACGUAACUGUCGAAGUGAUCUUCUUCGGUGAAGGCCCCGACACGCGCAGUAUCUCGAUCAAUGAGGAAGCCAGUGCGUCAGAGGAAAACGUCAAGGCCAAACUGUGA
Messenger RNA from Aspergillus tanneri, 1818 nucleotides. RefSeq names its product type 2C protein phosphatase ptcF (gene ptcF). The record is from RefSeq and is a predicted model, not a curated record. Gene Ontology annotation, biological process: protein dephosphorylation. The coding region runs from base 1 to 1818 and encodes 605 amino acids. The transcript is spliced from 3 exons. Gene Ontology annotation, molecular function: protein serine/threonine phosphatase activity. NCBI's taxonomy places the organism in Eukaryota, Fungi, Ascomycota, Eurotiomycetes, Eurotiales, Aspergillaceae.